UUCUCUGGUUACAGAAUUUCGUAAUGAGUACCAGAAGGAGCAGAAGAAGAUUCUAGCAAAAUCGUUCUCUAUUUACUGCAAAAAAAUCUGUUAUUUUCCUGGUUUUUCUUCUUCUGGUUUCUUUGCGUUUCUGGAUUUGUUGUGUAGGUUUAUGAGAAAUGGCAGAUGAGGUGAUUCUGAUGGAUUUCCGGCCAAGUCCUUUUGGGAUGAGGGCAAGGAUUGCCUUGGGUGAAAAGGGUAUCAAAUACGUGUAUAAGGAAGAGAACCUCGCCGAUAAGAGUAAUCUACUUCUGAAAAUGAACCCUAUUCACAAGAAAGUUCCUGUUUUAAUCCAUAAUGGGAGACCCAUCUGUGAAUCACUCAAUAUAGUUCAAUACAUUGAUGAGGUUUGGAAUAACAGAUCUCCAUUGUUGCCAUCUGAUCCUUACCAUCGAGCAGAAGCCAGAUUCUGGGGUGAUUACAUUGACAAAAAGAUAUUUGAUUCGGGUAGGAGAGUGUGGAUGAGCAAAGGAGAAGAACAAGAAAGAGCAAAGAAGCAAUUCAUAGAAGUGUUACUGGUGUUGGAAGGAGAGCUUGGAAACAAGGCUUUCUUUGGGGGUGAUAACUUGGGAUUCGUUGAUGUGAGUCUGAUUCCCUUCUACAGUUGGUUUUAUGCCUAUGAGACAUUUGGCAACUUCAGUAUAGAAGAUGAGUGCCCAAAGCUGGUAGCUUGGGCGAGGAGGUGUAUGCAAAGGGAAACUGUGUCUCGUUCUCUUCCUGCCCAGCACCAGAUUUAUGACUUCGUUUUGCAUGUUAAGAAGAGGUUUGGAUUAGAGUAGAAGUUUAGAACACAGAAACACACCAAAGAGAGAGAGAGAGAGGGAGAGAGAAAAAGAUGUAGCACAGAGAUGGAGGGUCUACGAUUUUAGAUUGCUGACUUGUUACAUUUUUCCCCUUUAAUUAAUUUAUUCUUUCAUGGGUAAUUCUUGGAUUGCCUUUCUUGUUUAUC
Molecule: messenger RNA, 988 nt
Organism: Macadamia integrifolia
Lineage: Eukaryota; Viridiplantae; Streptophyta; Magnoliopsida; Proteales; Proteaceae
Product: probable glutathione S-transferase parA
Exons: 2
Coding region: 159-818 (219 amino acids)
Biological process (GO): glutathione metabolic process
Cellular component (GO): cytoplasm
Molecular function (GO): glutathione transferase activity
Source: RefSeq, a predicted model, not a curated record